Molecule: messenger RNA, 1921 nt
Organism: Prorocentrum cordatum
Lineage: Eukaryota; Dinophyceae; Prorocentrales; Prorocentraceae
Source: the annotation of a GenBank genome assembly
AGCGCGCGGAGGCGGCGGAGCGCGCGGCGCUGGUGCGCGGCGUCGGCGCCGGAGAGGCCAGCCGCGCGUUCGGGGCCGUGGCGCCCAGCGAGGCGAAGACGGCCCCGUCCUGGCGAGCGCCCGCCAAGCCGCCGCCGCAGGCGGCGGCGGAGCAGGCCCAGGCCUUUCUGCAGGACGCAGGCGCGGCCGCCCAGGAGCAGCCUGGGCCGCCGAGCCACACGGCUUCCGAGUCCGCCCUCUUGGCGGCGGUCUUCGACACGCCGGACGCGGCGGCGCCUCCAACGACCACCCCGACCCCGGGCAGCCCCGCGGAGGCCAACGGCUCCGCCGCCGCCCCGGCCCCGACCCCAGGCAGCCCCGCGGAGGCCAGCAGCUCCGACGCAGGCCGGGCGGCGUCCCGCGAGCCGGGCCGCAGCGCCUCGGAGGGGGCGGGGGCCCCGGAGUGCCGCACCGCCGUGGGCGGCGAGGAGUGCUACGAGGCCGUGCGGUGGGCGUACUUCACGGGCAUACACCGGCGCCCCGAGUGGUACGAGGGGCUCUCGCUGGACUCGAGGUUCGAGGACUUCCAGGCGAAGAUGCACCGGGAGGGCAUCAACAACUGCACCAGGCCGUGCAGCACCUCCACGCAGCUCCUCGCUCAGCGGCCGUGGGGAGAUCCGUCGCUCCUGUGCUUCUCCGUGGCCAUCGGUGACGAGUUGGAACUGAUGCGUGCGAUGGUAUCCAAGCGCGCUGGAAUAUUUGAUGGACUUCGAAGAUUGUUUUGAGUGGUGCGGUGGUCGACUUGGGCAUGGGCAUCGAGACAUCCCUUGUGGAAAUCGUGGACGGUGGCGUGGGACAGUCAGGGACUGCAGCCAACGUUCAGACAUUCAUCAACGCCUGGAAUGUCAUUCUUGAAGCGGCGCACUACUCUCAUCACCCCUUCACGGUCAAAGUGGACCCCGAUGCCGUGCUGUUGCCGUCUCGGUUGCGUGACCACGUGCGGCCGUUGGGCGAGCGACGCGUGUACGUGCCGAAUUGCGACCACAGGGAUAUUUGGCCAGGGUCUUCUGACUACCCCAUGGUGUACGGGGCAGUGGAGGUCAUCUCGAGAGAGGGCAUGGAAGCGUACAGGGAAGGCCACAGCCAGUGCGAGGAGGAGCUCGACUGGUCACACUGGGGCGAGGAUCUCUACCUGGGGCAUUGUCUCAACAUGCUUGGAGUGGAGCAGGAGUUAGACGUGGACCAGGUCCGGGAUGAGACAUGCUGCCCAGGCACUCCUGAGCAGUGCCCAGACCGCAAGGACUGCACGCAGCCGCAGGCCGCUGCGUUCCACAAGUUCAAGUCCGUCGACGCGUGGCUGGAGUGCUGGCAGCAGGCAAGCGGGUAGCCUGCUGCGGGGAUGACCUAAACCUCUGUGAGUGGGCGGAUCGCCGCCGCACGACUUCAGGCUGGCCCACGGUGCUCGAGCACAGCAUCUUGCAGAGACCCUGUGUACAGCUGGGCGCCUUUGUGGGCAGCGCGCUGUCGGCUCUGCCGGCCCGUGUGCUUUGCCCCUUUUUUUUGUCGGCCGAGGCGUUGCUUGCAUGUUAGGCGGCUUCAAUGUUCAAGCGCAGCUAAUGUGAUUCCGUCGGAGGUCCGCGGGCGAAACGCCCUCGGCACAGGCAGUCCGUCUUGUGUUUCGUUGGCCUCCGAUUCGCACCCAUUGAGUCGCAGGAUGCUGGGUAGGCGUGGCUCUGAAGAAGCUCUACGCUGAUCUCCCUGCUCGGGCUUGGACGCCGCCACGCCCGAGGAAGCAUUGCUGACGGUUGCAAACAAGAGGAAAUGUGCAUGUCCGACUCGCCCAACACACUGGGCGGUACCCAGGAGUGGAUCUCGAUGCGACGUUACUCCGCCAGGGAACCCCAGGGGCGCAGCACAGCGAGGACAGAUUCGCGCUGGGAAG